AUGUCAAAGGACGAGAGACUAGCUGAAGGUUAUUCUACACAAAGACCUCCACUCUUCAAUGGGAAGUACUACGCCUAUUGGAAGACGAGGAUGGAGAUGUUCAUACAGUCCGAGAAUUAUCAAGUCUGGCGAGCUAUCGAGGUAGGAGAUUACGAGGUAACAAAGACCAAUGCAGAAAACGAGGUAAUUCCUAAACCUAUUUCUGAAUACGAUAGAAGCGACUUUGAGAAGAAAGAGAUUAAUGCUACUGCUAAAAAACUCCUAGUUUGGGGUUUAGGGCCAGAUGAACACACUCGUGUUAUGGGAUGUAAAACAGUAAAAGAAAUAUGGGAUUUACUAGAAAUAACCCACGAAGGAACUCAUGAAGUUAAACGUUCUAAAAUUGAUUUACUGCUUUCUAAAUAUGAACGUUUUGAAAUGGGUUCAAAAGAAACUAUUCAAGAAAUGUUUACUCGUUUUAAAAAUAUUACUAAUGAAUUAGUUUCUCUUGGUAGAGUUAUUCCUAUGGAUGAACAGGUACGCAAAAUUCUAAGGAGUCUUCCUGAAGAUGAACGGUGGAGAUCCAAAGUGGCAGCUUUGCAGGAAUCAAAGGACUUUACAACUUUCAACCUUGAACAACUUGCAGAUUCCUUAAUAACUCAUGAGCUUCACCUAUCAAACAAAAGCCAAGAAAGUUCAAAGAGCCGAGGAAUUGCUCUAAAGGUUGUCCAACCAAGUGAAGAGGAUUCCGAAUCUGGAGAGGAAGAAGCUGCCAUGCUAGUCAGGAAGCUAAAAAAGUUGUACCGCAACAAAAGGUUUGGUGACAAAAAGAAAAGGAACUUCAAGAAAAACCAAUAUUCCAAGGAAACUGGAGGAUGCCACAAAUGUGGGAACACAAAUCACUUCAUCAAGGAAUGCCCUCUCUGGGAAUCAGAAAAAGGAAAAGGCAAAAUGAAGGAACACGGAAAAUCUAAUACUCCAAACUUUUCAAAAUCUGAUUACAGGAAAGCCAUGAUAGCUGCGUGGGGAGACACAAGUUCCGAGGAUGAAGAAGAAUCCACGGAAGAAGAGACGGCAAACCUAUGUUUGAUAGCUAAACACAGUGAGUCUGCUAAAAAGUCAGAGGAGGUAAAUCUCAAACCUAAAUUUCUGAAAUCCCUGUCACAAGACAAAUUAAUUUCUUUGCUCAUAGAAACUUUGAAUGAAUAUAAAGAAAUAUGUCUUAAACUUGGACAAAAUGAAAAAGCUCUAGAAAUCUAUAAGGAUCAUAUGAAAUAUUUGAAUAGUUCAAGAACAGAUGUUCAGGGAAGAUGCUUUGAUUUGCUAGAUAGAAACUCUAUGCUAAAGGAAACAUUGGAAAGAGUCAAAAAUGAAAAUAUCAUGUUAAAUGUUGAAUUGAAUCGGUAUAAAUUGUUAUGCACUAACAUUGAUUCUAAUAAUGCUCUUCAAUUGCCUUUAGUAACCUUUAAUGAUGAUCUUGAAAAUUUGAAAAAAGAAUUGCAGGUUACUAAAGACAAAAAUGAAUCCCUUGAAAAGGAUUUAGAAAGAUCUAGAAACAACAAAAGUGCAAUCCACAUGGGAGUUCCAAAGUGGAUAUCUGAAGCUCAAACCAGAAGGACAGAGGGUUUGGGUUUCAACCACAAAAAGAAGAACAGUGGUAAAAAGAAAAAGUACGUGGAACUCCCUAGUGAGACUGUGUGUUCCUUCUGUGGCAAGUCAGGACACAAAGAUACUGAUUGCAAAAGAAAGGAACUUAAGUCCACUAAAAAUAUAGCUUAUGUAUGGCAAAAGAAAAAUGAGUUUGCUGUAUCAACAAAGGAACCCAUGAAAGAUAGGGUUCCUGAAUCUAACCCUUAG
Molecule: messenger RNA, 1836 nt
Organism: Chenopodium quinoa (quinoa)
Lineage: Eukaryota; Viridiplantae; Streptophyta; Magnoliopsida; Caryophyllales; Amaranthaceae
Product: coiled-coil domain-containing protein 186-like
Exons: 1
Coding region: 1-1836 (611 amino acids)
Molecular function (GO): zinc ion binding; nucleic acid binding
Source: RefSeq, a predicted model, not a curated record